Molecule: messenger RNA, 796 nt
Organism: Manis pentadactyla (Chinese pangolin)
Lineage: Eukaryota; Metazoa; Chordata; Mammalia; Pholidota; Manidae
Gene: PTRH2
Product: peptidyl-tRNA hydrolase 2
Exons: 2
Coding region: 169-708 (179 amino acids)
Biological process (GO): negative regulation of anoikis; positive regulation of anoikis
Cellular component (GO): mitochondrion; cytosol
Molecular function (GO): peptidyl-tRNA hydrolase activity
Source: RefSeq, a predicted model, not a curated record
AGACGACUGUUUUCUCAGUGGUUCUUGGUCCGGAAAUUGUUGUCAAGGAAGCCCGGAAGAGGUAACUCAAGCGCUACAAGCGUGCUCACUACCCAGGAGAGAAGCGGAGGAGCAAGGGAGGCGGUGGAGAGGUGCUCUAGGUAGUGAUAACUUAUCAUUUCCUUUAAGAUGCUCUCCAAAUCCUUGGUCAUGGAAUAUUUGGCUCACCCUGGUGCACUCAGCGUGGCUGCCGGAGUUGCUUGUGGCAUGUGGCUGGGCUGGGGCCUCCAUGUGCGCUUUGGAAUGAUCCCCAAAGGCUCAGUGAGCAAGACAGAUACAGAGACUGGAACUGAAGCAAGCAUCUUGGGAGAGAGUGGAGAGUACAAAAUGAUUCUUGUGGUUCGAAAUGACUUAAAGAUGGGAAAAGGGAAAGUGGCUGCCCAGUGCUCUCAUGCUGCUGUUUCUGCCUACAAACAAAUUCAAAGGAGAAACCCUGAAUUGCUCAAACAGUGGGAAUACUGCGGCCAGCCCAAAGUGGUGGUCAAAGCCCCUGAUGAAGAAACUCUGGUUGAAUUACUGACCCAUGCAAAAAUGCUGGGACUGACUAUAAGUUUAAUCCAAGAUGCUGGGCGUACUCAGAUUGCACCAGGCUCUCGAACUGUGCUAGGAAUUGGGCCAGGACCAGCAGACUUAAUUGACAAAGUCACUGGUCACCUAAAACUUUACUAAGUGGAAUUUUGUAUGAUGCUGGUCCCACCAACCCCAAUUGUUUGAAACUAUCAAAUUGUAACAAUAAAACAUUAAUUUCUUCCCCCAA